CCCACUCCCUCCUCAAUCUCCGUCAUCGCUUUCUUCCACUCUAUAAAGCUACGAUUGCACUCACCAAUCACCAAACCUUAAAACCUCUCACAAGCUCCCUGCUUCUUUCAUCGGAACCAGAGCUAGCCAUCGAAGAUGACCCCCUUCACAUUCCCAGUUUUAGCCUCUCUGCUUCUCUCAAUCUUCUCCAUCGCCUUUGCAGCUGAAAAGGGUAGUAUCGGAAUUAACUAUGGCCGAAUAGCGAACAAUCUACCAGCACCAACCCAAGUUGUCGAGCUGCUCAAAUCCCAAGGCAUCACCAACGUCAAGCUCUACGACACCGACUCCGCCGUCCUCAAUGCCCUGGCCAACUCAAACAUAAGCGUCGUCGUUUGUCUCCCCAACGAGCUUCUCUCCUCCGCCGCAAACGACCAGUCGUUCGCCGACAGAUGGGUUCAAGCCAACAUCUCCCACUACUACCCCAAAACCCAAAUCGAAGCCAUUGCUGUCGGAAACGAAGUCUUCGACGACAAGAACAACACCACCGACUUCCUCGUACCCGCCAUGAAAAACAUCCACACUUCCUUAAAAAAGUACAACCUCGACUCCUCCAUAAAACUCUCUUCCCCAAUUGCCCUCAGCGCCCUCCAAAACUCCUACCCUCCUUCUGCCGGGUCGUUCAAACCCGACUUGGUCCAACCCGUCAUCAAACCCCUCCUGGAUUUUCUCCAACAAACCGGGUCGUAUCUCAUGGUUAAUGCCUACCCGUUUUUCGCUUACGCGGCUAACUCCGAUAAGAUCUCCUUGGAUUACGCCCUGUUAAAGCAGAACCCGGGCAACGUGGACUCGGGUAAUGGGCUUCGUUACAUGAGUUUGUUGGAGGCCCAACUGGACGCCGUUUCCGCUGCCAUGUCAGCAAUCGGGCACCAGGACGUGAAGAUGGUGGUGACGGAGACGGGGUGGCCUUCUAACGGCGACGAGAACGAGAUUGGCGCCGGCAAGGAAAAUGCGGCUGCGUAUAACGGGAACUUGGUGCGUAGAGUUUUAACAGGAGCCGGAACGCCGUUAAAGCCUCAGGACACACUCAACGUGUACUUGUUCGCCCUCUUCAACGAGAAUCAGAAACCAGGUCCCACAUCGGAAAGGAACUACGGGCUGUUCUACCCGGACGAGAAGAAAGUCUACGACAUACCACUCACGGCGGCGGAGCUCAGUGACGGCCAGUCAACUCCGGCCAACGAGAGCAAGACCCAAGUGACUACGCAACCAUCGGGCAACACAUGGUGCGUGGCGAAUGUGAAUGCCGGAGAGGAGAAGCUUCAGGCCGCGCUGGAUUAUGCUUGCGGAGAAGGAGGAGCGGAUUGCCGUCCGAUUACUGAUGGGUCCACGUGUUUCAAUCCGAACACUCUUGAGGCGCACGCUUCUUAUGCGUUCAAUAGCUAUUACCAGAAGAAGGCUCGUGGAACCGGAACCUGCAAUUUUGGGGGUGCAGCUUAUGUUGUUACUCAACCUCCGAGGUACGGGACCUGUGAGUUCCCAACAGGUUACUGAAGGAAGAACGAUGGAGCUGUUUGAGGAAUAAUUAUUCAGAUGGAGAUUCAGAUUUUUUAAUUUUAUGGAUAUUAGGGAAUUUGAUUGAACUAAUUUUAUUGCAUUUGUUAUUACUAUUAGUAUUAAAGCGAAUAGAUAUGGUGGUAUGGUGGUUAUCAGUUGGCUUGACUUGCUGUAAUUAACUUCCUAUUAUAUAGAUUUCUUAUCUUAAUCAUCUUUA
This is a messenger RNA of Rosa chinensis, 1750 nucleotides long. RefSeq names its product glucan endo-1,3-beta-glucosidase 13. Gene Ontology annotation, molecular function: hydrolase activity, hydrolyzing O-glycosyl compounds. Bases 136 to 1530 code for a protein of 464 amino acids. Gene Ontology annotation, cellular component: plasma membrane. Lineage: Eukaryota; Viridiplantae; Streptophyta; Magnoliopsida; Rosales; Rosaceae. Gene Ontology annotation, biological process: carbohydrate metabolic process. The record is from RefSeq and is a predicted model, not a curated record. The transcript has 3 exons.